Molecule: messenger RNA, 2087 nt
Organism: Ziziphus jujuba (common jujube)
Lineage: Eukaryota; Viridiplantae; Streptophyta; Magnoliopsida; Rosales; Rhamnaceae
Product: T-complex protein 1 subunit gamma
Exons: 13
Coding region: 134-1807 (557 amino acids)
Biological process (GO): protein folding
Cellular component (GO): chaperonin-containing T-complex
Molecular function (GO): ATP-dependent protein folding chaperone; ATP binding; ATP hydrolysis activity
Source: RefSeq, a predicted model, not a curated record
UAAAAACUUUAAAAAGGCGGGGGAGGAGGUUUCCAGGGUUUUCUGCGUUUGUGGGUUGGGUUUAUUAUUAGGGUUUAGGAAGUUUCGACUUUAGAGAGUGAGAGAGAUUGAGAUUGGCAUUUGAAAUCAAAUCAUGCACGCACCGGUGCUGGUUCUGAAGGAUUCUCUUAAGCGAGAGUCGGGAAGCAAAGUGCAGCAUGCCAAUAUCCAAGCUUCCAAGGCUGUUGCUGAUAUUAUCCGUACAACCCUUGGCCCUAGAUCUAUGUUAAAGAUGCUAUUAGAUGCUGCUGGAGGAAUUGUGGUGACCAACGAUGGAAAUGCUAUUCUGCGUGAAUUAGAUGUCGCACACCCAGCUGCAAAGUCUAUGAUUGAACUUAGUCGCACUCAAGAUGAAGAAGUAGGAGAUGGAACAACAUCUGUUAUUGUCCUUGCUGGUGAGAUGCUUCAUGUUGCUGAAGCAUUUAUUGACAAAAACUAUCAUCCUACAGUCAUCUGCCGAGCCUACAAUAAAGCACUGGAGGAUGCUGUAGCUGUACUAGACAAAAUUGCUAUGUCUAUCGAUUUUAAGGAUCGCGUGACAAUGUUGGGGCUGGUUAAGAGCUGUAUUGGCACAAAGUUCACUAGUCAAUUUGGGGAUCUAAUUGCUGAUUUAGCAAUUGAUGCCACCUCAACAGUGGGAGUUGAUCUAGGCCAAGGCUUGCGCGAGGUAGAUAUCAAAAAGUACAUCAAGGUUGAGAAAGUUCCUGGUGGACAGUUGGAAGAUUCCGAAGUUCUUAAAGGUGUCAUGAUUAACAAGGAUGUUGUUGCUCCUGGCAAAAUGAGAAGAAAGAUUGUGAACCCACGUAUUAUACUUCUUGAUUGUCCCCUUGAAUACAAAAAAGGUGAGAACCAAACAAAUGCUGAACUGGUUAAAGAGGAGGACUGGGGAGUUCUGUUGAAGAUGGAAGAAGAAUACAUCGAAAACCUCUGUGCACAGAUAAUUAAGUUCAAGCCGGACUUGGUUAUCACGGAGAAGGGCCUUAGUGAUUUGGCAUGCCAUUAUCUGAGCAAGGCUGGUAUUAGUGCGAUCAGGAGGUUGAGGAAAACAGACAACAAUAGGAUAGCCAAGGCAUGUGGUGCUGUCAUUGUAAACAGGCCGGAUGAAUUGCAAGAGUCUGAUGUUGGUACUGGGGCCGGGCUUUUUGAGGUUAAGAAGAUUGGUGAUGAGUUCUUUGCCUUUAUUGUUGAUUGCAAGGAACCAAAAGCAUGUACUGUACUCUUAAGAGGUCCUAGUAAGGAUCUCCUGAAUGAAGUUGAAAGAAACUUGCAGGAUGCCAUGUCUGUAGCGAGGAACAUAAUAAAAAAUCCGAAGCUUGUUCCAGGAGGUGGUGCUACAGAAUUAACUGUGUCUGCUACUUUGAAGCAGAAGAGCUCAUCUGUUGAAGGCAUUGAGAAGUGGCCUUAUGAAGCUGCUGCUAUAGCUUUUGAGGCUAUACCACGAACUUUGGCACAGAAUUGUGGGGUUAAUGUGAUUCGAACCAUGACUGCAUUACAAGGACAGCAUGCAAAUGGUGAAAAUGCAUGGAUCGGAAUAGAUGGAAACAGUGGUGCAAUUGCUGACAUGAAAGAGCGGAAGAUCUGGGAUGCCUACAAUGUGAAGGCGCAAACCUUUAAGACUGCCAUAGAAGCUGCAUGCAUGCUUCUGAGGAUUGAUGACAUUGUGAGUGGGAUUAAAAAGAAGCAGGCCCCUGGAGCGGGCCAAGCUCCAUCGAAGCCUCAGAUUGAAACAGAGGCAGAUGCUGACAGUGAGCAAAUUCUUCCAGACUGAAGAUAUUGAGGCUGUUGGUCUGAAUUGUAAUGAAGGAUUUUACCAUAAAGCCUGUCGUUUUUUGGAUUUAUAGGAUUUUUAAUUUGAGCACUAAUCGAAAUUUUGGGUCCUCCAUCUAGGGUGUGGUGCUCUCUGGAACCACCUAGAAGAAUGCUUUUGUGACCUAACAUGGAAAUCUUGCUUAACUGGGAUUUCUGGCAUGAACGGCAUGCUUUUGGUUAUCAUGCUUUGGGGAAAUUUUCGUCAUCCUCUUAAUAUUGCCGUUUUCUUUCGUAUAUCA